AUGUCAUUGGCAUCUGCUCCAAAAAAUGAAAAAUCACGCAAACUUUAUAUACGUGGUCUUGUAGAUUUCACUCAAAAAUUAGCUGUAUGCGCAUUAGGUGCAUUACUACAUUUCUUAGAUACUCCAUUGAUAAAAUUUAAUUUACUAACCAACUUCACAAUAAUGUCAUUAAGAAUUCUUAACAUGGAUAAUUUACUUUGGCUCGGUAUUAGUACAUAUGAGUCACUACAAAUAUUUUCUGCACAUGAACACCCAUCUAUAUAUAAAUGGACCAAAACUUCAACUAAAGAAGGCCCAAGUAUUUUUAGUUUAUUGAAUCGAUGUAACUCAGUAAUGGGUUCAAAGUUUUUAAAGAAUAUUUUAGCCCAACCUACCAAAAACCUUGAUGUCAUAAAAUAUAGACAUGAAUUUAUAGAGUUUAGCAUAAAUCCUUGUAAUGAAAGUAUUAAAGAAACAUUAAAAGAUAGUUUGUAUACUAUGGUUAAUUCUAUGUCGUGUAUAAUUGAUUUUGAAAAAUCUACUAUACAAGAAAGAUUUGUAGUGAAACCAGGAUUCAUACCAGAACUUGAUGAAAAAAAAUCAAAAAUUGAAAACAUAUCUGAACUAUUGGAUGAAAUAACAUUAAAAGAACUACAAGAUUUACCUUCAUACAUUAAUGAGUGUUCAAUACGUAAAAUGCCAGAAAUUGGAUUUUUAUUGUGUCUUCCACUUUGGAAACCUUUUAAUAUGAUGACUAAAAAUGAUUAUGAAAUUCAAAAUUUGGAAUUUAAGUUUCACUUGGCAGAUAAUCUAUAUUAUAAAACUUCAAGAUGUUAUGAAAAAUAUGUGGAUAGAUUUGUACCUAACAGUUAUUAUUCUUCUAAAACAAGUCAAUCUAUCAAAAUUUUAACAGGAUUUAAUUCAAGUGGAAAAAGUAUUUAUUUAAAGCAGGUAGCAUUAAUAUCAUAUCUAUGUCACAUUGGAUGUUAUGUACCAGCUGAGUACACAGAAAUAAGUAUAUUAGAUCAUAUUCACACUAGAAUUCAGUCAAAUGAAUCUGUAAGCUUUUUAAUGUCAGCUUUUAUGGUCGAUCUAAAACAAAUAUCUGUAGCAUUAAAUGAAUCAACAUGUAGAUCUCUCAUAGUAUUAGAUGAAUUUGGAAAAGGUACAUCUGAAAUCAAUGGAUUAGCUUUACUACUAGCAAGUAUUAAUCAUUUUGUGCAUAGACCUUUAUAUUUAUUGCCUCACAUCAUUAUUUCAACUCAUUUUCAUUCUUUGCCAAAUCUUCUUCAACAAAUUAUAAAUAGCGAUAUAAUCAAUGACAAUAUAAAAUACCUACACAUGAGCUAUACAAUAGAAUGCUCAAAAAUAGUAUGCUUGUAUAAAGUAAUCAAUCAAAUAAAAAACCAAAAUAUGAGUAUGGCUCACAGUGUAGCAGCACAGAAUGGUUUACCAACAUGUAUUGUUGAAAGAGCUACUGAAGUUCUUCUAUCUAUUCAACACGAGGAAUGUAUAAGUCCAGUAACAGAAAACCUCAGAUAUAAAUUAUUUCAUAGAAAAUAUUUUAUUGAAAAAGUACUCGAACUAAUGCCAAACAACAUUACAGAUGAUGCUUUUAAAGACUUAGUAGAUGAUAUGGAAAAUAUAAGGUAUCCAUAA
Molecule: messenger RNA, 1638 nt
Organism: Melanaphis sacchari
Lineage: Eukaryota; Metazoa; Arthropoda; Insecta; Hemiptera; Aphididae
Product: mutS protein homolog 5-like
Exons: 10
Coding region: 1-1638 (545 amino acids)
Biological process (GO): chiasma assembly; mismatch repair
Cellular component (GO): nucleus
Molecular function (GO): ATP-dependent DNA damage sensor activity; ATP binding; mismatched DNA binding
Source: RefSeq, a predicted model, not a curated record